Messenger RNA from Heterobasidion irregulare TC 32-1, 1623 nucleotides. RefSeq lists its product as uncharacterized. The transcript has 6 exons. Lineage: Eukaryota; Fungi; Basidiomycota; Agaricomycetes; Russulales; Bondarzewiaceae. The record is from RefSeq and is a predicted model, not a curated record. The coding region runs from base 1 to 1623 and encodes 540 amino acids.
AUGCUCGUGCUCAAGUCGGCUGUGCUCGGUGGCGUCAAGGUGUGGCGUGGGAUCGUCGUGGUGGCGUGGGAGCGGAGGUGUGACUCGGUGGCGGAUACACCGGUCGGCGCGGGGCCCGAGUUGCCGAUGUGGCUGGGACUCGUUCCUGUUUGGUCAGGCGUCCCUUGCUCCCUCCCAAUCCGGCCUUUCUCGAUCGUACUCUGCUUCCGCGAAAACUCUCUCCCGAUGCCAUCGUCCCUCGUCGAUCUCCUCGUCUCCGCCCUGUCCGACCUUAUCGACGUGUCUCCCGAGCAUCCCGCCGAGUUGGAGGACUUCAUGAUCUGGGGUCAAAACUUUGCCCGUACCCUGGCCAGCCUGGAGGCGAUCCCCUCGUUUGUGCCUUCCUCGCAGCUCGCGCUCUGGCUCGAUAGCGCCGAGGACACCCUCGAGACCUACGCGACCGAUGACUGGUUAGCGUGGGGGGCACGCAUCCUGCGGACGCGUGCGACGCGUCGUGACGAGCGCAUCCAGGCUGAGGUCGCCGCCGCCGCUACUGCUCAGGCCGAGGUUGCUCGUGUCGCCGAGGUGGAAGCUCGCCGGUUGGCCGAUGAAGAGUGCGUUGCGCGCGGAGUCGCUGAAGAGGCGCGUCGGAGGGCUCGUGAUCGGGAGAUCAUGGGCUUGUAUGUGCGUGGUUCCAUCUCGCGAGAGGAGAGUGAGCGUCGUCUGGCCGAGCCGCUGGAGACGGAGUCGGGACCUAGCGUGGUGAGUGCCAAGGAUCGGGUAGUGGGGCGUGAUGGCGAUGUCGAGAUGGCGGCGCCCGUUUUACGGACGGGCGACGCCAUCGACUCCUUGCGGGCGUCGACCGCUGCGCUGUCCGUGCGAGGGGAGGGUCCUGUGCCUUCCGGGACUGGGCUCUUCCUUCCCGAUGGCGAGGAGGAGGUCGUGGAAGUGGAUCGGAAAGGGAAGCGGCGCGAGGUCGUGGAUGAAGAGCGGAAGGGCAAGCGUCGCGCCCCUCCUGCGCGGAUGUCUGUGAAGUCCCCGGCGCAGCAGAAGGCCGAAGCUGAUAGAGAAGCAGAGGAGCAUGCUGCGAAACGUCAGCGAAAGACGGAUGGGCGUCCUAUCGUCCCUGGUCAGUUGCCUCCCGGCGCGCAGCAGGCCGAACCUCCCUGCACCUAUUGUUCCCACUUCGUCACCCCCUUCGUCUGUUUCCGCGUCCCGGGCGAUGCGACGCACUGCCUCAAGUGUCGUCGCAAUCGCAAGUCGUGCGACGGGCCCCGUCGAUGGACGAAGCUCCUUUCGACCCCUUCGGACACCGUCCCUCUUCCUCUCCCUUCCUCUCCUCCUCCGCCCAUCGCUUCUUCCUCUUCCGCCCGCUUCCUUCCCGACGACCUUCGUCGGCCUGCUCGUCGCUUGGCGCGCGCGGCGCGCGGUGAACUCCGGACUCGUCGGACGGUGGACCGCGACAUCGAAAUCCUUCGUUGGCGGAUGGCUCGGACCGAGAGCGAGGUCCGCUAUUUGUUGUCCGAGCACGAGGCGCGCGGAACUGAGCUCGCCGAGCUGGAGCGCGUUCGCGCGUCGUUGCCGGAGGGGUCGGAGGACGAGGACGAGGAUGGCGAGGGUAGCGUGGAGUUGGUGCUCGACUAG